UUACUUAUAAAUUUGUAUUUGGCAACAAUAGAUCUUUUUUUCUGUGUGAGCUUGCUAGCGUAUCUUGAUAUUAAAUCGUCUUGGAUAAUGAAGAAGAAAAAUCAAUAAACUAAAUAUUUAUUUACAUUAAUUAUUUUUAGUCACCUGAAUUAUCCAUUCUUUAUAUUUAUUAUUUAAACCUUAGGACGUUUUCAAGUUGAAUGAUGGAUGAUUGUAGUGACUUAGAUAGACAAAUAGAGCAGUUAAGGAGAUGUGAAAUUAUUAAAGAAAGUGAAGUUAAAGCUUUAUGUGCUAAGGCAAGAGAAAUACUUGUAGAAGAAAGUAAUGUACAGAGGGUUGAUUCUCCUGUUACAGUGUGCGGUGAUAUUCAUGGUCAAUUUUAUGAUUUAAAAGAACUUUUCAAAGUUGGAGGAGAUGUUCCCGAUACAAAUUAUCUUUUUAUGGGUGACUUUGUGGAUCGUGGCUUUUACAGUGUAGAAACAUUUCUUUUACUUUUGGCUCUAAAAGUUAGGUAUCCGGAUCGUAUCACGCUAAUUCGAGGGAAUCAUGAAAGCCGACAAAUCACUCAAGUUUAUGGAUUCUAUGAUGAAUGCUUAAGAAAAUACGGGUCUGUAACAGUAUGGAGAUAUUGCACUGAAAUCUUCGACUAUUUAAGUUUGUCUGCUGUAAUUGAUGGAAAAAUCUUUUGUGUACAUGGAGGUUUAUCUCCUUCUAUUCAAACCUUAGAUCAAAUCCGAACUAUUGACAGAAAACAAGAAGUUCCUCAUGAUGGCCCUAUGUGUGACUUGUUAUGGUCUGAUCCAGAAGAUACUCAAGGCUGGGGAGUUAGUCCAAGAGGUGCUGGUUACUUGUUUGGAAGUGAUGUUGUGGCCCAGUUCAAUACUGCUAAUGAUAUUGAUAUGAUUUGUAGAGCACAUCAAUUGGUCAUGGAAGGCUACAAAUGGCAUUUCAACGAAACUGUUCUAACAGUGUGGUCGGCCCCUAAUUAUUGUUACAGGUGUGGGAAUGUUGCAGCUAUUUUGGAAUUGGAUGAACACUUGCAGAGAGAGUUCACAAUAUUUGAAGCUGCUCCUCAAGAGACCAGAGGAAUUCCUACUAAGAAGCCUCAACCAGAUUACUUUUUAUAAAAGGUGAAUCUUCUGUCAUUGGUCCAUUUUUUUUAGUUAACUGGUAAUCAUAGUUGCUUGCAUGAUCCAAUCUCAUGUACAGCCUCACUUGUGUUAAUAGAAGAAGGAAAAAAAAAAAAAAUAGGAACAUGUUUUGAGACUGUGCCACUUGAACUAUGAAAAUUACUCAAAAAGGAAAAGAUGUACAGCUGCCAUGCGUGUUUCUCUUGGAAAUAUAUUUUAUCUUGAGUAUUAAAUUGUAAUUUUUUUAAAAAAAGAAUUGUCUUGUAAAUAUGUCUGUUAGUAUUUCAUUUUAUUCUUACUCUUGUACAAUCUUUUACAUGUCAAUGAAAUUUGAAAUAAAAUCUCAGUAUGAUUAAUAUCA
Parasteatoda tepidariorum (common house spider) is the source of this 1491-nucleotide messenger RNA. RefSeq names its product protein phosphatase 19C (gene Pp4-19C). Gene Ontology annotation, molecular function: protein serine/threonine phosphatase activity. The record is from RefSeq and is a predicted model, not a curated record. NCBI's taxonomy places the organism in Eukaryota, Metazoa, Arthropoda, Arachnida, Araneae, Theridiidae.